Molecule: messenger RNA, 1674 nt
Organism: Cylindrotheca closterium
Lineage: Eukaryota; Bacillariophyta; Bacillariophyceae; Bacillariales; Bacillariaceae
Source: the annotation of a GenBank genome assembly
AUGGCGACGCUUCACUUGCGAAAAGGAUCCAAAGAGAGAUUUGACCUUCUGUCCAAGGAAUCGACCGAGAGCACCUCGUCUUCAAUGACGAUAUCAACCACACGAUCCUCCACAACCACGACAAGACGACCACUGCCACCACGUUCAUCCCCUCGUAGUCGAUCCUCACCACAUUCCAUUGCUUGGGUCGCCUUGACCGUCUCGGCCGCCCUGUUGGUUCUAUCGCCUGGGUUGACACUUUCCAACAACAGUCGGUCUUUACUGGAACAACAACAAAGUAAGAAGAAGAAGAAAAAUUCUACUUUGCGGACAGCCCCACAAAGCGUUGCAUCCGUGGUCCAUAAAAAACUACUGAAUCCGUCACAGGCGAUAGUAUCGAAUGCAGCAAAUGCUGCAGCUACUACUGCUGCUACUAUAAGACGAACCACAAAACCGACCAUGUUGAUUCACAUUGGACCACCCAAGACGGGAACCACGACGCUCCAAUGCCAUUUGGGACUGCACUUUGCUAAAAUGGUCGAGGAGGACAACUUUUAUUACUUGGGUACUUGGUAUGCGCCGCUUUGUGGACUGCCCCUGGAACACCAAAUUCCUGGUUUUCAAAAUGUCCCGCGACCCAUGUUGCUGGAUUGCUACGCACCUCACGUGCAAAAAGAAUGCAACCAAGACGAGCAAUGGAGCCAAUUUGGAGCCUUGAUCCAACAACACUAUGAUAUGGGACACAAUUUGAUUCUUUCCGAUGAAAUGUUUCAUCAUCAUUUCCAACUAGAAGAUGUUCAACGACUGAAGUCACUGUUGUCCAAGAAGUGGAAGGUCAAAAUCAUGUAUACCUACCGACACUUUUACUCCAGUGUUCCAAGCAUGUAUCAUCAACUGAACGAUCCAUACGCAACCGAAAAGGGUAUGGCCAAUGCUGUGGAAAAGACACUUUGGCCCAGUACCGAUGGGGGGUAUAGAAUACGAUCCUUCCGAGAAUCCAAUUCCUUUGACAUUCAAAGCGACAUGCUUCGAUUCUCGUAUUGGGUGCAAGAAUUUGGCUCGGUUCAAGUAUUCAACAUGGAAUCCACCAAGGGAGGCGGUGGUGGUGGAUACCUUGCGUCCUUUCUUUGCACCAUGAUGCCAGAAUUGAAGACUUCCUCUUCCUUUUACUGCCAUGAGAAUGACAUCGCCAUGGCGGCAGUGGAAGAAUCUACUCCUACUUUGGAUGAUUCGUCACGAAAUGACAAUGGCUCGGCCAAAAAGUUCUUGCACUAUGACAUGAUGGCAGUGGCGGCCAAAGAUGCUGGACUAUUGGACAGUCAUACAUAUUUACAACGUACAGAGGUGCGGGAUGCAAUCCAACAAUUUUGUGAAGACAAUGGUUGGAAUGAUAUUUCCAAUUUUGCCUUGGAUUGUCUUUCCCAACAGGAAAUGGAAUCCUUUCUUCAGGCAUCCUUGGAGCAAGCCAAAAUGAUGCAAGAAUACUUUGUUGUUUCUGCUCCUGGUAAGGAAUGGCCACUGCUCGAACAAGAAAUCAAGACUGGAUUUUGGAAGCAUGCGGAACGAAAACAGUUUUGUUCCAUUGACACGGUGGCAUCCCUUCAAGAGGAGCGAUGGCAAACAUUCUUUCGUACCAGAUACCAUAAUGACGGAGGUGGUGAAGGUGAUGUAACGUCAGCCGAAACAGCAAGCUAG